AUGCUGCGACGUGGACCACUUCUCCUCGCGACGAGCAUCCCCCGCAGCGUCUGGGACCCGGCGCACUACAACAGCAACUGGUCCGACAGCUACAGUGCCGACAUCGCGGCGCGCCGCCACUGGCCGGCGAAAAAGUGGUCGAUCGGUCUGGAGCCGCGCACCCCGCGUGACUGGCUGCAGUUCUCGUACCGCAAUCUCGCCUACGCGUAUAACGGCGCCCUGCGUGCGUGCCAGUCAUUCCCGGAGAUGGUGGUCUACUACAAGGAGAUGAAGCAGCGUGGCGUGAAGGUGGAUGUAGACACCAUGAACGUCCUGCUCACACGCGCGGCCCGCUACGAGCGGAUUCAGGUGGACGACGUCUUCCUGUUGUUCGACGAGUUGACUGCGUUGGGCGCGCGGCCCGACAUCGCCGCGGUGGAGACGCUGCACACAGUACUCGACCACAGCGCGGCGAUGCCGUUCGCGUGGCGUGAGGCGCGGCGGCGGCAGCUGGUGGAGUUGUACAAUCACCUCGCCGCGGAGGAGGUGGC
Trypanosoma grayi is the source of this 530-nucleotide messenger RNA. Its product is annotated as excreted/secreted protein 15. The annotation marks the transcript as partial. The record is from RefSeq and is a predicted model, not a curated record. The transcript has a single exon. Gene Ontology annotation, molecular function: protein binding. Lineage: Eukaryota; Euglenozoa; Kinetoplastea; Trypanosomatida; Trypanosomatidae.